ACGCGAACGGGUCAAAUCACUGUGAUCUAGUACUAGUUCCUCUAAACGAGGCCCAUGCCCACAACUACUCCUACAAGCUAGCACCCGGAAAAGCAAGCAAGCAAGAAAGAAAGAACAAUAUGCCUGAGCUUCUCCGGACGCUUACCGCUGGGCGACGCCGCCUCUUGCUGGUGCUGCAGCUCGUUCCCGGCCUCCUGCUUCUGCUGCUCUCGCGCUUGACAUCGGCGUCGGCGUCGACGGUGGUCACCCACCUGCCAGGAUUCGAUGGCCCUCUCCCCUUCUACCUCGAAACCGGAUACGUGGGCGUGGAAGAGGAGACCGGGGCGGAGCUCUUCUACUACUUCGCCGAGUCGGAGCGGAGCCCCGGCACGGACCCCGUCAUCCUUUGGCUCACCGGCGGGCCUCGCUGCUCAGGCUUCAGCGGCUUCGCCUUCGAAGUUGGUCCGGUAAAGUAUGUGCUGGCACCGUACACUGGCGGUUUGCCGCAGCUGGUACAUAACCCGCUGUCAUGGACCAAGAUGGCGAGCAUCAUCUUCCUGGAUUCGCCGGUCUGCUCGGGCUUCUCGCAUGCUCGUGACCCCAAAGGCUGCGAUGUCGGAGACUACUCGUCCUCUCUGCAAGUCCAAAGAUUCCUGAAUAAGUGGUUCACUGAUCACCCACAGUACCAUGCAAAUCCUUUCUACCUUGGAGGAGAUUCAUACGCGGGAAAGGUGAUUCCGCUUAUUGCACACUACAUGUUACAAGGAACUGAAAAAAGGGAGCAGCCUCUUAUUAAUCUCAAGGGCUACCUGAUCGGCAAUCCUGUAACAGACCCAAAGUUCGAUAAAAAUUUCCAAGUUCAAGGGGCUCAUGGCUUUGGGAUAAUAUCUGACCAAAUAUAUGAGGCUGCAGUGAAGAACUGCAAAGGAAAUUAUGUAAACCCCGCGAAUCAACUGUGUGCUGAGGUGCUAGAAACUGUAGACAGUCUCAUUUCUGAAAUCGCAGAUGCACACGUCCUUUAUAAAAAAUGUGUCGUCGCCACGCCAAAGCCCAUAGAUGAUGCUAUAAGAAGAAAAUUUCUGCUAGAAGAAUCAAUUGAGCCAAAUGAAGCGCCUGGUCGACCUACCAUCGAUUGUUUUACAUACGGUUACUACCUGGCAUACUUCUGGAUGAACAACAGGAUGACUAGAGAUGCUCUCGGGAUCAAGGGGGGAACAGUUGGCGAGUGGGUGAGAUGCAAAAAAGAACUCCCCUACACACAGGACAUGCCAAGCAGCAUACCGUACCAUCUUAAUCUCACCACGAGAGGUUACCGUGCACUCGUAUACAGCGGAGACCAUGAUCUCCAGGUGCCUCAGCUCAGCACGCAGGCGUGGAUAAGAUCUUUGAACUUCUCCAUCGGCGAUGACUGGAGGGCAUGGCAUCUCGAUGGCCAGGCUGCAGGAUUUACCAUCACAUAUGCAAAUAACUUGACCUUUGCAACAGUAAAGGGUGGAGGUCAUACUGCUCCAGAGUACCAGCCUGAAGAAUGCUUUGCCAUGGCCCAAAGGUGGCUUGACAACAAGCCACUCUGAUACUUUGACAACACAAAAUUUUCUCUCUUAACACAAAUCCUUUUAUAUUUAAUUUGCUUCUUUCAACCUGUAAAGAUGCAGUCAACAGUGAUGUAAAAAAAUAGUGAUGUAUAUCAAACAGAAUUAUUUUUCUCUCCAA
Molecule: messenger RNA, 1692 nt
Organism: Triticum aestivum (bread wheat)
Lineage: Eukaryota; Viridiplantae; Streptophyta; Magnoliopsida; Poales; Poaceae
Product: serine carboxypeptidase-like 18
Exons: 14
Coding region: 120-1553 (477 amino acids)
Biological process (GO): secondary metabolic process; proteolysis
Molecular function (GO): acyltransferase activity, transferring groups other than amino-acyl groups; serine-type carboxypeptidase activity
Source: RefSeq, a predicted model, not a curated record